This is a messenger RNA of Metschnikowia bicuspidata var. bicuspidata NRRL YB-4993, 1906 nucleotides long. RefSeq names its product phosphoprotein phosphatase (gene CDC14). Gene Ontology annotation, cellular component: mitotic spindle pole body; mitotic spindle; centrosome. Gene Ontology annotation, molecular function: protein serine/threonine phosphatase activity; protein tyrosine/serine/threonine phosphatase activity. The record is from RefSeq and is a predicted model, not a curated record. Gene Ontology annotation, biological process: regulation of exit from mitosis; microtubule cytoskeleton organization; positive regulation of cytokinesis. NCBI's taxonomy places the organism in Eukaryota, Fungi, Ascomycota, Pichiomycetes, Serinales, Metschnikowiaceae. The coding region runs from base 245 to 1906 and encodes 553 amino acids. The transcript is spliced from 2 exons.
AGUUGAUCGCAUUUGAAGCAACAACACAGCAGAAAAAAAAACACAAAGAAAUCAAUAAGAAAAGGCAGAACCUAUUCAUAUCCGUCAAAGCAAGCCAUCAAAAGCAGAUCACCGGCCGCAAACUUGAGACACGGGUCUUUCAAUAAAACUUCACAAAGUCACCCACAUUCGCUCACCAAAAAUACCAUUAUCAUUGUCUAUUCCUCGUCUGUAACCAAACUCCUGACGUCAGCACACACAGACUAUGCCGAGAAUAUCUCUGGGCAUUCCCAUGAUAGAAUUUUUGAAAAAUCGUAUAUACCUAGGUGCAUAUGACUAUGCCCCAGAAGACACAUCCGAUUUGGUGUAUUUCACUGUGGAAGAUUCCUUGCCCUACAACGCGUUCCACUUAGAUUUUGGCCCGUUACAUAUAGGAACUCUAUACCGCUUCGCCGUAGUGCUUCAUAAUAUCUUGAACGAGGUUGGAAACCUGGGAAAAGCCGUGGUCUUCUACAGCUCCACAUCCCCAAAAGAGCGAGCAAACGCUGCUUGUCUACUUGCGUGCUACAUGGUGCUUGUUCAAUCAUGGGCUCCUCAUCAAGUCUUACAACCAAUCUCACAAGUCGAGUUUCCCUUUGCGCCAUUUAGAGACGCGGGUUAUUCUUCCGCCGACUUUGAAAUCACGAUCCAGGACAUAGUUUAUGCUUUGUGGCGGGCGAAAGAACGCGGAAUGAUUGACUUGACCACGUUCAAUUUGGAGGAAUACGAACAAUAUGAGCGCGUGGACCAGGGGGAUUUCAACAACAUAUCCAAAGACUUUAUUGCAUUUGCGUCCCCGCAGCAAAGUUCCAGAAGACCAGGCAGUUUAAAUGAACCUUUCAAAAAAGUCUUGAACUAUUUUAUGAGCAAUGAUGUGCAGCUUGUUGUGCGUCUUAACUCGCACUUAUACAAUGCUGAGGAAUUCACCAAAAGGAACAUUCAGCACAUCGACAUGAUUUUUGAAGAUGGCACCUGUCCCACUUUAGAAUAUGUGCACAAGUUUAUUGGUGCCGCGGAGUGUGUCAUAAAUAAAGGAGGCAAAAUUGCCGUUCAUUGCAAGGCUGGUUUAGGAAGAACAGGUUGCCUUAUUGGGGCACACCUCAUUUACACUCAUGGUUUCACUGCGAGUGAAUGUAUCGCAUAUAUGAGAAUGAUUCGUCCAGGAAUGGUGGUUGGACCGCAGCAACAUUGGUUGUAUUUACACCAGAAUGACUUUAGGGAUUGGAGACAUACGAUGUGCCUUGACAACAGACCAGAUCCAUUUAUUGGUGGCCUUUUCUCCAUGGUGCCGUACGAAGAUUUCAAAGCUAGGAUGAAACAAGAAGCUAAGCAACGGCGACUUCGAGAUCAACAAAUGAACUCAUCCUAUGCGAGCAACUUUGAUUCAUCUUUCAACACUCCGACGAGAAGAAGAAAAAUCAGCGGUGCCUUGGCCUCCAAAAUACAGAGUGUGGUUCCGAUAGAGUCUCCAGGUCAGCCGAGAAAAUAUAAGGAAGCAGACACCUCUAUUGUCCACGAUGUAUUGAACAACUCAGAUGAUGAUGGCGAGGCGAUGCAAGGUGUUGAAAACACUUUUGAUAUGGUGGAAGAAGAGAUCAAUCCCGGCGAUGCCCAAAUCACCCAUAGUUCGCCCAAACGAGACAUAAACGACUGGAAGGUAUUGAGGUCUCUCUCCACAAACAGCACGGGUCAACCCUUGUCAAUGACCAAAACUACCACUACGACGACCACAAGAACAGUAAGCACAACCUUGAGCUCUUCGCCAACCACGCCCAAGAUACCCAAGUCGCGGUCUGGUACGAAAGUCCUCCCGGGCAUUCUUCCGGGCAAGAAUGCUUCCAGAAUCCACUCUGGUGGAAUAAGAAAGGUGAGUGGUAAAAAGUUUUGA